Molecule: messenger RNA, 642 nt
Organism: Asparagus officinalis (garden asparagus)
Lineage: Eukaryota; Viridiplantae; Streptophyta; Magnoliopsida; Asparagales; Asparagaceae
Product: transcription factor MYB30-like
Exons: 1
Coding region: 139-642 (167 amino acids)
Source: RefSeq, a predicted model, not a curated record
CUCGGUCUCGAUCUCAUCUCCUCCAGCAAGCUCAACGCCGCCACCGACUCCUCCUUCACCUCCAACUUCGACAACGACGAAGACGACUUCGAGUCCUACAUCGAUGGCGAGUUCGACCAACACUCUCAUCUUAAUUCCAUGACCGACGACAUCGCCGAUGACUCCGCUGCCAUUCUCAGCGACGCUUUAUCCGUCACUCACCUCAAGAAGAAGCUGAAGAAGCUUGAGAAUGGCAAUGGCAACUCAACAAUCCCCAAAGGCCAAUGGGAGAGGAGACUUCAAACUGACAUCCUAAUGGCAAAGCAAGCUCUUUGUGAUGCUUUAUCCGUUGAAAGGAAGCCUGAAGCUUUAACCAAACCCGUUCAUGUUAAGAACUCAGCAGAAGCCUCAUCAUCAUCAGCAACAUCCACAACGACAACCACCUAUGCGUCGAGCACCGAGAACAUUUCCAGAUUGCUUGAGAAUUGGAUGAAGGCUAGUCCAUCGGCAAAGAUCAACAAUGGUGCAAAAAGUGCCAAGCACUUCCUCAUCGACGACGCCCACCCGGUCCACAUCUACUGGGACCUCAAGAACGCCAAGUUCUCUGACAACCCCGAGCCCCUCUCCGCCACGUCUUCCUAUAUUUAUUUGCUUUCGUGCUAG